AUGGCGGGGCGGCUUGCUGCCGUGCCGGAGGCGGGCACCACCGGCGCCAUGGCUCCCUCCCCGCAGCGCAACCUGUACCUCGACUCCAUCCGGUGUGUCACUGUGUCAGGAGGGCGGAUCGUGUCGAUUCCCGUCCACUCCGGACUCAGCUGCUCCGUUGACUCCAGUUCCGCCCCCUCGGAUUCUUACGCAUCCAAAGUCACGGCUUCCUCGGCCGGUUCGUCGUGCGCCGCCGCAGCAGAACUUGGUGCCCACGAGCUCACCAAGAUCGGUCGCCGAAUGAUCAGCGAUGGUUACACCCGGCGUAUGGCCUUGGAGUACUCCGGUGGCUCUGAUGGUGCGCUGGAGACCCUGUUCUCCGAGCUCGACGUGGACUGGGUUCUCCAAAUCCCCGAGGGCCGUGGCUCACGGCGGCAGCUCCAGCUCAACGACUUAGCCGAACGGUGGGUUCGAGCUUUCAUCGUAAUUCUCACCUGUAUUGUAGAGGAGCAGCCAUCGUCACCGUCCGCAAGAUUUGGCAAAGCGAGCAUCAACAAGAUGCUCGUCUUCGUCGACGCCGUCGUCUCUCCUCAAGAGGAGAAAACACUGUCACUACGGGACCUGCUAGAUAUGUAUAUCUGUGUCUCCAGUGCAGCGUACAAUCUUACGGGAACGCUCUCGUUGUCUCCGGGAGUCCAAAACAUUUACAGCGAGAUAGCCUGCUCGUUAUCCAGAGAAGGAGACAAGUUAAACAGAGCCAUGUAUAGCAGGAUGGAGGAGGUGUGGGCACUCAUGGAGAACGACGACUCGUGGGCUUUUGAGAUUCGACGAGGAGGAGGUAAGGUUCACCCAAACACUCAGUUGAUGGUGGAUUGCAUCCUGUCCAUAGUUGAAGCACUGGGCUGGGCAGGGAACUACGCAUGGUUCCAGGACACUACAAACCUUCGUCGCCUAAUAGAUGAAAACGUCCAUUAUCUCAAGGAAUUCCUAUUGAGGAAGUCAGUGCUAUGCUCUGAUCCAACACUGAGGUACCUCUUCCUGCUCAAUAAUUCCUAUUUAGUGGCACAACUGUUUGAGCUACGCCCUGGAGACCACUGGGGACUCACACCUCAAUGUGAGAAGUACAUGGAUGGCUAUCUUGAUGUCUCUUGGAGACCCGUCUUGUCUCAUAUACCGCAGAUGGCUUUCAUGGAGGGCUAUCAGGACGUUCCACGGGGACAUGUGAUGUUCUGCAUUCCAAAAACGUUUUUACAUACACCGUUCCAACGUCUGAUGAAGACCACCUCUCCACUGGCUAAAUUUGAUUCAGCAUUUUGGAAAGCGUACCAGGCUCAGAAGUUCUUGAAGGUUCCAGACCCUUGGCUUCGAUCUGUGCUUCGCGAGACUAUAACCAAAAGAAUCAUUUCACGUUACCGCGACUACCUCGCCUACCUGAAGAAUCAUCCGGAGCUAGAGAAACAUGUCAGCCAUAGAUGCAGCAGUACCAACCAAUUGAAGGAGAUGCUGGGAGAGCUAUUUGAAGGAUGA
Messenger RNA from Triticum turgidum subsp. durum (durum wheat), 1506 nucleotides. NCBI's taxonomy places the organism in Eukaryota, Viridiplantae, Streptophyta, Magnoliopsida, Poales, Poaceae. The record is from the annotation of a GenBank genome assembly.